AUGGUCGUUCUCGCAGCGUCCAUCUGCACCCGAGGGGGCAAAGCAGUGCUCUCUAGGCAGUUCAGAGAAAUGCAAAGAUCCCGUAUUGAAGCUUUGCUCGCCUCAUUCCCUAAACUCGCAGAUUCUGGCACACAACACACAACCGUCGAGCAAGACAACGUUCGAUUUGUUUACCAGCCUCUGGACGAACUCUACAUGGUUCUUAUCACCAACCGACAAUCCAAUAUUUUACAAGACAUAAACUCAUUGCAUCUCUUUGCACAAGUGGUAUCAAGCAUCUGCAAAAGUUUAGACGAGCGCGAAAUCUUACGAAAUGCCUUUGAACUACUCAGCGCCUUCGAUGAAUUGGUCACACUCGGGUACCGGGAGAACUUGACCAUUGCACAAAUUAAGACUUUCCUAGACAUGGAGAGUCACGAAGAAAGAAUACAAGAGAUCAUCUCCAGAAACAAAGAACUUGAAGCCAGCGAGGAGCGGAAGCGUAGAGCGAAACAGCUUGAAAUGCAGCGGAAAGAGAUGGCUCGAAGUAGUCGGGGUGCAGCUCCACGGACACCCUCGUACCCUACAUAUACUCCUUCGGUGCCUACAACAGUUCCUGACACAUAUGAUUCGUACGCUGCGGAAAAGGCCAAGACGUCAAAGCCAUUGUCGAAGCAAGGAAAAGGUAUGCAGCUUGGCAAGAAGUCAAAAACUACAAACAUGUUCGAUCAAGUUAAAGGAGACCUCGGGCCUGAAGCGGAGAUUGCUUCACCUUUGGUAUCAAACACCCCUGCUGCAUCGAUUCCCGUUGCCGUUCCAGCUGGACGUACCUCGACGUCUAUAGAUCGGGAAGCAAUUCAUAUCACAACUGCAGAGUCUAUAUCUGCGUCGUUGGACAGGGAAGGUAUCCUCAAGUCAUUCGAUGUGAAUGGUCAAUUGCAGCUCAAGAUCUCUGAUCCUAGUUUCACACAAGUUAAGCUUGAUCUUGCGAUUGGAAACAACCGAGGCGCCAACCUCAUCACUCAUCCCAAAGUCGACAAGAAUGCCUUCAGGAACUCGAAAACGAUACAACUUUCAGACACAUCGAAAGGAUUUCCCGCCAACAUGGCAAUUGGUGUUAUGAAAUGGAAGCUUAGCGCGAAGCCUGAUGAGGUUGACGAUCUACCUAUCACUUUCCGGGCAUGGGUCGAGGAAAGUGGCAGUUCCUUUAAUAUCACCAUUGAAUACGAGCUCUCGGGUGGAGAAGAACUCCAAGACGUUUCCCUGAUUAUCCCUUUCACGACAGACGAGCCGAACGUCUCGAGUUUUGAUGCCGUCUAUGAGGUCUCAGGUGACAGCCUUGAGUGGAACAUUGGAACCGUAAAUGCUGAGAACAGUUCCGGUUCAUUCGAGUUCGAGGCGUCUGGCGACAGCGAUGCCGAGUUCUUCCCGAUGAAGGUCCGGUUCACCAAAGCCACGCCUUUCUUAGAUGUCGACAUCUCCUCGGUAACACUAUUGAGCAUGAGCCAAAGCGUUCCGUUCUCUAAGGAUAUAAAGUCUGUGGCCGAGUCUUACACGGUGGGAUAG
Molecule: messenger RNA, 1545 nt
Organism: Pseudovirgaria hyperparasitica
Lineage: Eukaryota; Fungi; Ascomycota; Dothideomycetes; Acrospermales; Acrospermaceae
Product: coatamer subunit protein
Exons: 5
Coding region: 1-1545 (514 amino acids)
Biological process (GO): endoplasmic reticulum to Golgi vesicle-mediated transport; Golgi localization; retrograde vesicle-mediated transport, Golgi to endoplasmic reticulum
Cellular component (GO): cytosol; COPI vesicle coat
Source: RefSeq, a predicted model, not a curated record